Messenger RNA from Rodentolepis nana, 234 nucleotides. Lineage: Eukaryota; Metazoa; Platyhelminthes; Cestoda; Cyclophyllidea; Hymenolepididae. The record is from the annotation of a GenBank genome assembly.
AUGUGCAGCACUGGUCAAUGUACACGUCUCGGCGCUGACCCAAAUGUUGUCUACCCAGUCAAGGCAACCACUUGUUGCAAAACUCGCUACACUGUUUUAAGACCAGAGUACUAUGAAUGCACUCGUUGCUACGAGACUUGCACUCCAUGCAACGUGCCAUGCGCUCCAAACAACUCACCUUGUGCAACAGCCUGCGGCCCACAGAUGUGCUCUGGUGGAGGAUGUUGCCGCUAA